This is a messenger RNA of Gopherus flavomarginatus (Mexican gopher tortoise), 3404 nucleotides long. RefSeq names its product YEATS domain containing 4 (gene YEATS4). Bases 138 to 821 code for a protein of 227 amino acids. Gene Ontology annotation, biological process: regulation of DNA-templated transcription. The record is from RefSeq and is a predicted model, not a curated record. The transcript is spliced from 7 exons. NCBI's taxonomy places the organism in Eukaryota, Metazoa, Chordata, Testudines, Testudinidae.
CCCCCCUCCGGUCUGGCGGCGGGACGGAAGGCGCGAGCCGUGGCCGGAGCUGCGCCUGGGCCUGGCCUCGCUGCCGCGGAGCAGGGGGCUGAGCGCGAGCGGCCGGCGCGGCCCCGGGCGGUUCCCUGCGGUGCAAUAUGUUCAAGAGAAUGGCUGAGUUCGGGCCUGACUCCGGGGGAAGAGUGAAGGGAGUUACUAUUGUGAAACCUAUAGUUUAUGGAAAUGUUGCACGUUAUUUUGGAAAGAAGAGAGAGGAAGAUGGACACACACAUCAGUGGACAGUUUAUGUAAAGCCUUACAGAAAUGAGGAUAUGUCUGCUUAUGUGAAGAAAAUUCAAUUUAAACUACAUGAAAGCUAUGGUAAUCCUUUAAGAGUUGUUACCAAACCACCAUAUGAAAUCACUGAAACGGGUUGGGGUGAAUUUGAAAUCAUCAUCAAGAUAUUUUUUAUUGAUCCCAAUGAAAGACCUGUAACUUUAUAUCAUUUGCUGAAGCUGUUUCAAUCCGACACCAGUGCAAUACUAGGGAAGAAGACUGUAGUAUCCGAGUUUUAUGAUGAGAUGAUAUUUCAAGAUCCUACUGCUAUGAUGCAGCAGCUUUUGACAACAUCUCGUCAGCUAACGCUAGGAGCUUAUAAGCAUGAAACAGAGUUUGCAGAUCUUGAAGUAAAAACCCGGGAAAAGCUGGAAGCUGCCAAAAAGAAAACCAGUUUUGAAAUUGCUGAGCUUAAAGAGAGAUUAAAAGCAAGUCGUGAAACUAUCAACUGUUUAAAGAGUGAAAUCAGGAAACUUGAAGAAGACGACCAGUCUAAAGAUAUCUAACAAGUAUCAAUUUGAUAGAGACUUAGCUGUAAAUAAAGGGACUUGGAUCAUGGAACAAUGUUAACAUAGUCUCCUCUGUGAAAUUUGAGGGACUAUGUACAGUUUCAUCCAUGAAUUUCAUUUCAAAAGAUUGUUGUAUGUGAGGCUAGCUUUACAGAUGAAAACUGUCCAGUGUUUAAACUAUAGAAGUAUGUGACAUCAUCAUUUUUAAAGAAUGUAAUUCUUUGAAAUCAGACUUUUUAAAAAUUUCAUUGAGUGCAACAUGGUAACUUCAUAUUAAAUCUCAGGUUACUAUGAUUUACAACAUGUAAUCAGUUUUCAUACUCCAUUUACUCUUCCUAAAUGAUUAGAGACAAACCUUUAAAACUGAACAUUAAAAUUGUAGUAGCUUUUUCACUGUUAGGAAUCUGAAAUUCCUCUGCUUAGUUGUUGGCUUCACAUCCAGUAUGAUGAGUAAACUUGAAGGGAGAGGUUAAAAUCUUUGGUAUGCAGGUAGAUUAGGCCUGUCAGUUUAAAAUUACAUCUGCGCUUCUGUUUUCUGGUAUUGGUAUUAGGAAAAAGUGAGCUGGUAAAGAUUCAGGAAGAUGAGAUUCUUUUAACUAGCAGUUCUACUUUACAAAUGGUACAGAGACAAACUAUACAAAUGUAGAUCAAACUUGUAUAAAUGCAGCAACCACAUACCGUACAUCUUGGAAUAUAAGUAGACUUGUCAUGUUUUGCAACCUCAUAUAUUAGUAUUAUACUGUGUUAUUUGUUACCAACUCAGUAACUCUAGCAUACAUCCUUACUGAAAAAGCAGUACAUGUUCCCUUUGUCAGCUCUGACUUUAUUCCGAGGAAUAGAAGAGCCUGGCAGUGAUGGAGCAACUUGUGAUCUUUGAAUAAAAGGGUUAUCUUCCCAGCUAUUUUUUAAAGUACCACUUUACGAUAAAAUCACUUGUUAAAUACACACACAAACCCCAGGAAUUAAUGUGAGACUAUGACGAUUCAAAGCAUUGGGAUUGCUUUAAAUUUGAGAUGAAUGUGAACUGUCUGACCAUGACUUUAGUAAACUAAAUACAUUUAAAACAGUUUAAUAGAAGUGUAACGUACUUCAAAUAAUGCAGUUUUUUGAUAUCUGCACUUAAUACAGAAUUGGAAGGAUUUUUCCUUUAUUCUCUGGCCCCACAAUGCAGCUAAGAUAUGUGGGGAAUCAACUGAGAAGGCACAAGCCAAGACCCUUUGUUAAAAGGUGUUUUCAAAGAGUUAUAACUUUCCCAUGGAACCAACUACUAUCUGAUGUUUAAAUAAAGCUGGCUGACUCCUAAAAGAUGGUCCAAAUGGCUACCUUGGACAAAUUGUUGCCUGUCUGAUGCCUUGCAAGACUCAUGAGAGGAGAACAGGGGUGAAAACGUACUAAAUUGACAGGGAAAUAAAUAGAUAUCUGUAUUCCAGAAACAGCAGCUCCUCUGAUUUCUUGCAGCUGCUACUCUGGGCUUGAGAGCGGGCUCAGGUUGGAGGGAUAGGGUUUAUAUAGAAGCCAAUGGCUUACCCAAACCCCACCAGCUCAGAUGAUUCCUUGUCACUUUCCCAACCUCUGACUGAGGUAAAAGAGUCAGUAUCCAAUCAAGGAAGGCCCAGUGGGUAGGAAACUAGUUUAGGACUGGGGAAACUGUGGUACAGUUUCUUGCUCUCCCACAGUGAUAGACUUGAACAAGUCACUUAGCCUCUCUCUGUGCCUCAGUAUCCCUUGUGAUAUGGGGAUAAUAGUACACUCCUACCCCAUUAAGGAUUGAGAUGCUCAGACACUACAGUGAUGUGGAUCAUAUAAGCACCCUAGGUAACUUCUCCUUACAGUGAUUGAAGAGGCUUCCUGGAGCUACUUGCUAGAGUUGAAGCUGUGAGGUGUCACUAGAAUUUCAGGAGUACUAUCACACAAGAUUUAGGGGAAUCGCAUUCCAUUUCCUGAGGUAGCUUUUGAGAUCCUGGAUUUUUUUUUUUCUAUUUUGGGAAUAGGAUAUAGAUGGGGAGGUAAAGGAAACCUGGGAAUUUGCAGUAGCAGGUGGGACAAAAAUUGGUCUGGAACUCAAAUUGUACCAAUAUUUACUCCUGCACAGCCCUGCAACAUGAGAUUAUGGGGAAAUGAGGAAAUCAUCUCAAUGUUUUUAAUCUUCACACUGAGCCAACGUAUGUGACAAGAAUGCCUCUCCUGGUUUGGGAGUUGAAGUUGUGAAUCCUAAUUCUAGAGUAUGUGAGUCAAAAUGAGAUUAAUGGGAAUAUGAGUAACUUAUAAUCAAAAUUCUAGAGCCUCCAAAGUGUUGAAACAGAUCUUGAAAGGCUGUAUCAUAAAUAGCUUAGCAGAAUUCAAUUUUUAUUUUUUAUAAUUUUGACAUACUGAUGUUUAGUUUUAAACAUUUUUUUAAACUUAAAUUUUCAGUUGCAGGAAAUUGGGGCAGGGAGGAGGGGUCAGGCAAUAGUUGAGAUCAGACCAUAAUUCUUUAAUGUCAGUAGAUGUUGAGAUUUCAAAAAGUUAAAGCUUUAUUGUCAUUAAUACACAAAUUGUCCACAUCACGUCAAAAUAUACAAAAUAAAUAUUCUAAAUCAA